This is a messenger RNA of Mollisia scopiformis, 1593 nucleotides long. RefSeq names its product putative cytochrome P450. The coding region runs from base 1 to 1593 and encodes 530 amino acids. Gene Ontology annotation, molecular function: heme binding; iron ion binding; monooxygenase activity. Lineage: Eukaryota; Fungi; Ascomycota; Leotiomycetes; Helotiales; Mollisiaceae. The transcript has 4 exons. The record is from RefSeq and is a predicted model, not a curated record.
AUGGUGUUAUCAACAUACUCCGCACUGUCCACGCUGCUCCUCGUCAGCCCAGUAGCAAUCGUGCUAUAUGUCUUGGGUGGAGCAGUGUAUCGUCUGUAUCUCAGUCCUCUUGCCAAGUUUCCUGGUCCUAAACUCGCAGCACUUACACAAUGGUAUGAAUUUUACUACGAUGUAGUUCUUGAGGGCCAGUACACCUUCCACAUCAAAACUCUGCAUGAGAAAUACGGGCCAAUAAUCCGCAUCAACCCUUGGGAACUGCAUGUAUACUCGCCACACUUCCAUGAGGAACUGUACGCUGGCUCGAACAAGAUCAGGGACAAGUGGGCUUUCUUCACCAAGAAGGCGGAUGCUGAGCAAUCUACAUUCUCGACAACAUCACACGCUCCUCAUCGGAAGAGAAGAGCUGCGCUAAAUCCAUUUUUCUCCACUGCCAGCGUCAACACACUACAGCCUGUCAUUUCCCAAAAGGUCCAACAAUUCUUGGACCGAAUCAGGAGUUUUAGAGACAGUGGCGAGGUUUUAGUGAUCAGUGAUGCAUUCGCGGCUUUUGCAAAUGAUGUUGUCAACGAGUACUCUUUCUCAAACUCUCAAAACAGAGUUGCUCAUCCGACAUUCGACCCCGAUUUUCAUCAUGCUGCAAUUAAUGGUCUUAAACGUGGCUGGACUCUUAAGCAUUUCAACUUCAUCCUUCGAUUGAGAGCUUGGAUUCCUGAACACAUCGCCGUACGCAUCCACCGUAGUACCCGUGAAGCUAUAUACAUCCGCUCAAAAAUGUAUGCCCAAGUUCAAAAAGUAAUGGCAGCCCCGGAAGGCACUUAUCUCAAAGGUGGUCACAAGACCAUCUUUCACGAGAUUUUGGGAAGCAGUCUACCUCCCAACGAGAAGUCUGUGGCCCGCCUCGCCCAGGAAGCUUUCACCAUAAUCCCAGCAGGAACGAUCAGUACCUCCUGGACACUGAGUGUGGGAACGUACCACAUUCUAGCAUCGCCCACCAUCAUGAGCAAGCUCCGUGCCGAAUUGUCAGCCGCAUAUCCCGAUGCAGAUACGCAGUUGUCCUUGGUAGAAUUGACCAAACUCGACUAUCUCACCGGAUGCAUCUUGGAGGCUCUCCGUCUGAGUUAUGGCAUUAGUACGCGAAACCAACGCAUUGCUCCCGAGGAAGACAUGAUGUUCACUGAUCCAGACACGGGAAAAAAGUGGUCGAUACCUCGUGGUACUCCCACUGGCAUGUCGACUUCCUUGAUUCAUCACGAUGAGACCAUUUUCCCCAACUCCCAUGAAUUUGUGCCAGAACGAUGGCUUGAUCGAAAAGAACGUGAGCGGCUAGGGAAGUAUAUGGUUUCAUUUGGUAGGGGUACGAGAAGUUGCCUCGGUAUAAAUCUUGCGUAUGCAGAGUUGUAUUUGUUGAUGGCCAAUUUGUUCAGACUUUUUGGGGGAAAUGGAGAAUAUGGAAAAAUGAUUGAGAAGGGAGCAAGCGAGGGAACAUUGGCAUUGUUUCAGACGGACGAGAGAGACGUGAGAAUGGCCCACGACAUGGGUGUUGCGGUGCCAUGGGAAAACACCAAAGGAGUUCGGGUCAAGGUUUUGAAAUAG